AUGAAAACUCUCCGAAAUGGACACCAUCCAAGACCCACACCCUCUUACUGUAUCCCGAAACCUUGUUUCGAUGAUGAUGACUGCUUACCAGUGCCAAAGCUUUCAUUUUUACCAGCUGCUGCUAUUGUAUUUUUGUUGGGCACAGCAUGCUUUGCUAACAGCUGCAAUGGUGACUUUGUCUUUGACGAUACUGAGGCCAUCCUGAACAAUGCCGAUAUAAAGUCGGAUGUGUCUUUGGCAAAACUCUUUCAACAUGACUUUUGGGGAACUAAGCUAGAUUCCAAUAGCAGCCACAAGUCUUACCGCCCUCUAACAGUGCUUACAUUCAGAUGGAAUUAUUAUUUUGCCAAUGGACUACACCCUUGGGACUUCCAUGUUGUCAAUGUAAUCUUACAUGGGGUUGUGUGUGUUCUUUUCUUAAAAGUAUUUUCUUGUCUGUUUGGUAAUUCUGUUUUUUGUCUGAAGCAGUUCUCUGCCCCCAAAUCUUCCUUCCUGUGUGCGUUGAUUUAUUCUGUGCAUCCAAUACACACAGAAAAUGUUGCUGGAAUUGUUGGUCGUGCCGAUCUGCUGUGUGCUUUGCUUGUCGGCAUGUCUUUGUUAUGUUAUGUCCAGGCAUGUAUCUCAGGUGAAGAUGAGGACACAGAGAUCCCUACUGACUUUUCCUUACCUUGGUUACUGCUCAGUACAAUACUCAUAGCAUUGGCCAUGCUGUGUAAAGAGCAAGGAAUUACAGCUAUUGGAAUUUCCAGUGCCUAUGACAUUAUUGUUGUUUGUCGUAUUGAUUUGUUUCCAUUUCGCCAAAAGAAAUACAUCCAAGAAACUCAAAAUGUAAAGAAUUCUUGGUGGAAGUCUUUGAUACUGCGACAAUUUAUCCUCUUGGUAUGUGGUCUUCUGCUGCUUGGAAUUCGUUGGAGAGUGAUGGGUUCUACAACCCCAACAUUUCAACAUGCUGAUAAUCCCCAUUCAUUCAUUUCAAGUGCUUUUCUUAGGUUAGUGAACUACAGUUACAUUUAUGCUUUGAAUUUCUGGUUGCUACUUAAUCCAUGGUGGUUGUGUUUUGAUUGGUCAAUGGGCUGUGUACCAACCAUUGAAUCUGUUGUUGACCCAAGAAUUGGUGUGGCCCUGUUAUUUUGGGUGGUAUUGAUAACACUGAUUCUGACUUCUAUAUCCUACCCAGUGGAACACUACAAAAGGAUUCUUUCAAUGGGCUUUGCCAUUCUUGUGGUGCCAUUUCUUCCUGCUUCUAACCUGUUCUUCAGAGUUGGAUUUGUGAUUGCUGAGCGAAUCCUCUACCUCCCCAGUGCUGGAUUCUGCAUGUUGGUUGUGACUGGAGCCCGAAUGUUUUGCCAAUUUAGCUCGGUGGCAAGAAAGGUUGUGGCUUCAUUUUUUUUAUUCCUGAUUGUCAUCUACAUCUUCAGAUCUGUCCAGAGAAGUGCCGAGUGGCUGACAGAAUCAGAGCUCUUUAUAAAAGGAGAAAAAGUGUGUCCCUUAAAUGCAAAGGUUCAUUAUAAUAUUGCUAAGGUGAAAGCUGAUGAAGGUGCUAUAGAUUUUGCCAUUGAAAAAUACCAUUUGGCCAUCAAGCUAUAUCCUGAAUAUGAUCAGGCUAUGAAUAAUUUAGCAAACAUUUUGAAGGAGAGAAACAAAGAAGAAGAAGCCAGAGAAUUACUUGAAAAAGCUGUUCAAAUCAGGCCUUCAUUUGCAGCGGCUUGGAUGAAUUUGGGCAUUGUACAAGCUUCCAUGAAAAAAUAUGAUGAGGCAUUAGUCAGCUAUACCAAUGCCAUUCGUCAUAGGCGCAAUUAUCCUGACUGUUUUUAUAAUUUAGGCAAUUUGUUCUUGGAGACUAAACGAUAUGACUUGGCACUUCAAGCAUGGAAAAAUGCUACAAUCCGAAAACCCACACACCUCAGUUCCUGGAGUAAUAUGAUCAUUCUACUUGAUUCUCUUGAUGAUUUGAAAGCUGCAGAAGCAGCAGGUUAUAGUGCUAUAAAUCAUUUACCUCAGGAAUCAAUUUUGUAUUUGCACCUGGGCAGUGUGUUGGGUAAAAUGGACCGUUACAAAGAAAGUGAACAAAGCUUCCUUCAUGCAAUUAAGCUCAUGCCCACCAAUUCCCGUUAUUACCUCAACUUAGGGGUCCUUUAUCAUCGAUGGGGAAAGUUUUCAGAAGCUGUGACUGCUUACAAGAAAUCUCUAAGCCUGGACCCAACUCAGAAAAAUGCUCAACAAUAUUUACAAACAGUGCAGAAAAAGAUAAACAGACAAAUGUGA
Acanthosepion pharaonis is the source of this 2265-nucleotide messenger RNA. NCBI's taxonomy places the organism in Eukaryota, Metazoa, Mollusca, Cephalopoda, Sepiida, Sepiidae. The record is from the annotation of a GenBank genome assembly.